CCGCAGGACAAGUUCAAAGCGGUGACGCCGGCGGCAAAGAAGAACGCCAAGGCGAAGGCGAAAGCGAAGGCGAAGGCAAAAGCCGCUGGAGCACCAAAGAAUAAGGCAGUGGUGGCCCCUGUGUCAGUGUCCUUCGAGGGCAGCGCGGCCCGACCUGCGGCACAAGCGCAGCAGCAGAGAAAGGCGCCGGGCGCCAAAUACCGAGCAGAGUACGAUGAUGGCGGCUACCGCGACGAUCCCUACCCGUACGACAGCGGCCCGUACUACGACGACGAGGGGGCGUACCCCGAGGAUGGAGAAGGCAAGCGUCAAAAAGAAGCAGAAGUUACUGUCGACACCACUGAUGAGCAGCCUGAUGAUACAAAGUCUGAGAAUACUGAGGGCUUAAGCUUGGAUGACUUGAUGGAAGCGUGGACUAACCAGCCUUACCCGCUCUUCUGCAUCAUUUGGUGUUUGCUCGUGUUCCUCCUGUGGCUAGUCUACUCUGUUAAAGAGGGCACGCAGAUCGCCGGCUUCGAGUCGAUCUGGCCAGGGGAGAUCUUUGGGACAACCCUGUCGCUGUACAGCGAGUGCAAGGAUUACCGCUCCCAGAUCUGGCGGUGGUGGUCCUACCAGUUCACCCACACCAGCUUCACACAUGUGUUCACCAACGUACUCCUCGUGCUUGUCCUUGGUAUCCAGCUGGAGGGUUACCACGGCACCCUGCACCUGUGGACCUUCUUCCAGACCGGUGUCUUUGGAGGUGCCAUGUGCUACCUCAUCACUGACUCCCACACGAGGACGUACCGUCGGCAUGUCGGGCGGGUGCUACUCCCUCAUCGGCAUGCACAUCGGGGACAUCGCCCUGAACUGGCAAGAGAGGCCACGAAGGUGGGCGAAGCUGCUCCUGAUCGCGUUCUUCUUCGCCUUCGACACUCUACAGACCUACGUCCUGUCCAGCGGCGAGGGCGUCAGCCACGCCGCGCACUUCGGCGGCUUCGUCGCAGGCUGUGUGAUCUGCGUCAUCUUCGGUCACAACUCGAAGGUGCACGACUACGAGAGGGUCAUCCAGGCCUUCGCCUGGCUGAUCGGCAUCGGCUGCACCAGUUUCUGCUUGGGCUGGGGCCUGCAGUGGCCGCCCCAGACCAUCUUCGAGGAGGUGGGCUGGUGCUGGACGCGGCAGGUGAAGAGCAAGUCGAUUUUCGGCGACUGGGAUGCCCGCUGCGUGCGCUGCUACACCCAGGGCUGCAUCGACACAUGGCAGCCCGGAGAGACAUAAGAGAUGAUGAAUCAGCGAUGCGGGUCUCAGGAACCGUACAUCGCCACCGUCACCCAAUCGGCUUGUGAGUCGAUCGGCGGCUGGGCCGUGAGUGAGCAGUAGUGGCGCCCUGCCUGCGCGGAAUCCAUCGGUAGAGAGUGUUAUUUCCUGGAACAGAGGAGAAUGUUGUUAGGAAGGGUAGGGUAGUGCAGACGCAGCCCACCGUACCUGGGGCGCAGGAGCCUGGCCGCUGCCCAUGGCACCAAGCUCGUUUCCUCGCCAGCUAUUCCGAGCAUGCUCUGGUCUGGGCCGCCUGCAUCCUCUGCAGGGAGCGCCCUCGUGCCAAGGCCUCCCGCGGCUGAACAAAUCGCGGUGGAUUUAUUUCGCCGUGUUCGGCGUCGAGGGGACACUUUCCGGGCCCCAGCGCAAACAAUUCGACGACCCAGGACGAAGCAGAUUUUUUCGGGGAAGGAACCUUGGCACAGCUUCAUUAGGAAACACAGGCUGCGCAUCGACAGUGCAAGAACCGACUGUACUGGUUGCAGGUGCCUUCACCGUAUGAUCGUACAGAGUAAGCACAGGCAGUCGAAUGGAGUUAAGACCGCUGCCAGAUUUCUAAGCGGCGGCGGAUCUUGACGCAGAAGGGGAAUACGCUUUCGCAUGUCACCGUCUCUCACCUUGCUGCCUGAAUGUUCACAAGCUGUAUGUUCUUGUAGUUGUCGGCAGUGUUCCAGCUGACUGAACCCUCAUUAGCUGGUUUAUGGCAACGGUAGCCCGCCGCCGCGUCUGACGAGCAAGGACUGCCCCCUUUGUGAGCUCGCUGCGAAACGACGGUGGAGGGAUGCUUUCGAAAAG
Messenger RNA from Prorocentrum cordatum, 2092 nucleotides. NCBI's taxonomy places the organism in Eukaryota, Dinophyceae, Prorocentrales, Prorocentraceae. The record is from the annotation of a GenBank genome assembly.